AUGACUGUCUUUUCGCCUGCUCUGCCACCACCACCACCACCACCACUGUCUUCAUCAUCACCAUCGGCAUCUUCGUCGUCGUCCUCGCGAACGAUUACGCCGCCGCAUACUUCCCUUCCAAACCAUCGCGUGUCGUCGUCGGGAACGGUGCAGAUUGUUUCUCCUGGAGCGGCGUCCUCUGUGGCGGCGGUGUUUCCUUCUGGGGGCUGGUCGUCGCCUCUGGGGAGGAUGGCUCAGCAGCGACAGAGGCAGAAUUAUCAGCAGUAUGUCCUUGGGGGAGGAGGAGGACGAGGAGGACGAGGAGGGGGUGCUCCGGUUGCGGGGGGAGGAGGGAUGCCGUUUUGGUGGAUGGAUGGGUCGACGGCGGAUUUGCCUCGACAUGGUGAUGGGGAUGGAGUUGGGGGAGCUGGCGAGAGGGCGGGUUUGAUGCUGGGUGGUGGUGGUGCUGCUGCUGCUGUAGGGGGAGAGAUUCAGCGGAGUGAUGCGAGGUGGCUUGUUCAUGCGGUUGUGCAUGGGGUUGUGCUGGCGAUGCAGAGCGGUGUUGCGGCGGGUGUGUUGACGGUGUUUGCGUGGAUGGGCAUGUGGAUGGACGACGAUGGCGGCUUCGGCGGUGCUUCUGGUGGAAUACUACGCAGCAUGCCCUCCCUGACGACAACCUCCGUCCUCAUCCUCUGCUUCACCACCCUCGCCUUUCACGAAAUCCAUCUCCUCUCUCCGGUCGUGCUGCUCUAUCUGCAAGCGGCUAUCCUUGCACUCGCCACCGUUGCCGCGACGAGCAUGUGGAUGAAGUGCGUUCAGGAGGAGAACGGCAUGGUCAAGUGCGUCUUGAUGAGCUGCGGGAUGUUGCUUUGGGUGACGUGUGGGAUUGCGUUUCUCAGGGCGGCGGUGGUGUGGAAGGUGACGAGCUUGGGCGAGGCUGAAGGCGAAGGCGAAGGUGGAGGUGGAGGGGAGGAGGGAGAGGGGAGUGGCGAGGAGGUUCAGGGGUAUGCGACUUUUUUUCCGGGGAGGUGA
Molecule: messenger RNA, 1011 nt
Organism: Trichoderma reesei QM6a
Lineage: Eukaryota; Fungi; Ascomycota; Sordariomycetes; Hypocreales; Hypocreaceae
Exons: 3
Coding region: 1-1011 (336 amino acids)
Source: RefSeq, a predicted model, not a curated record